Messenger RNA from Bombyx mori (domestic silkworm), 2597 nucleotides. RefSeq names its product putative transporter svop-1. Lineage: Eukaryota; Metazoa; Arthropoda; Insecta; Lepidoptera; Bombycidae. The record is from RefSeq and is a predicted model, not a curated record. Bases 278 to 1810 code for a protein of 510 amino acids. Gene Ontology annotation, cellular component: membrane. Gene Ontology annotation, molecular function: transmembrane transporter activity. Gene Ontology annotation, biological process: transmembrane transport. The transcript is spliced from 12 exons.
UGUAUAAUGUAUUAUAAUAUAAAUGGAUUGAAAACGGUGUUUAAUUACAACGCUUUUGUUUCAUUUAAAUAGUAAAUUUAGAAGUUAAUAAAUUAUUACAAGAAUUUCGUGACAUAUGUUCUUGUGAAACUCCCGCACACUAAUGACACUAAGUACAUAAAAAAAUCAUUUUUCUAAAUGAAAAAGAGCCAAUUCCAAAGGCAAAGCAAAAUUACUAAGAAGCAAAGAAGAGCAUUGAUUUUUAUAAGGAUCUAAUCGUAUCGAGAAAAUUUGAAAUAUGGCUUUUAUUAAACAAGAAGUUGUAGUUAAUAAAAAAUGCAGUUAUGAUACAGCCAUGGAUCUUACAGGCUUCGGAAUAUAUAACAUUAUAAUGCUGACGUCAUGCUGUCUCAUAAUACUGGCAAUGUACAUGGACAUAUUCGGUUUCUCCGUGGUGAUGCCGGCCGUUGCCUGUGAUAUGGACCUUACGACCGCAGAACAAGGUCUACUCUCUGCUAUACCGUUGAUUGGUGUUAUGUUCUCGUCUUAUGUGUGGGGCUUCUGCGCUGAUACAAGGGGUCGUCGAACCACUCUUCUAUUCGCGAUGCCAGUAGGAUCUAUCUUCGGCUUCGCAGCCAGCAUGGCGCCUUCCUAUAUCUCGCUAGCUAUAUUGAAAUUUUUGUCAGCCAGUUUUACAUCAUCGGCUAAUGCAGCAGCUUUUGUACUAGUCGGGGAAAGCACCCCAAAGAGGCACAGAAGCAGAUUCAUGUUUCUCCUGGCCAGUGCCACAAUGUGCGUCCAGUUUAUAAUUUGCUCCUUCGCUCUACCGGUUUUCAAACAUUCGUUCUACAUCGAAAUAUCGUGGUUGCACAUGGAAUACCGCCCGUGGCGGAUGCUGAUGCAGAUCAUCAGUAUACCAGGAGUUAUAGGAACUAUCGCUAUGGCCUUCCUCAACGAGAGCCCAAAGUUUCUGCUCAGCAGAGACCAGACUGUAAAAGCAUUGGAUACUCUUAAAUCCAUUUAUAGAUGGAAUACUGGCAGAAAACCAUAUACUUAUCCAGUCAGUAGUGUUUAUCUGGACGAAGAGCCGGUUCUAAUGGAAAACUCUUCGUUCUUCCGGAAGAUGUGGGAUCAAACAGCGCCCCUCUUUAAGCCUCCACUACUGAAAAAUUCCUUGAUGCUCUACUACAUUCUAAUGUGCGCUUACAUGACAUCAACCGGUUACACUAUGUGGGUGCCCACAAUGACGAACGCAUACUUCAGCGGUGGCGACAAGAACGGACUGACAUUCUGCGAAGUGGCAAGUAACGCCGCCUCUGCAACGAACUCUACUUUAAAAGACUGCGAUAACAUUAUCCAACCAAUGACGCUAUACGCAGUCAUGUGCUACUCGGGAGUGUCGACCGUAUCCUCAGUUCUCCUGUCCUUCGCCGUAGGACCUUUAGGGAAAAAGUUGACCACGCUCCUAGUGUUUGCCGCAGCAGCAUUCUGCGGGGUUCUACUCCUGUUCGUCAGGAUACCAAUGCUCAGUAUAGCACUGUUCUUCUUAUUUCUAUACGUGGCGCUAAUAUUGGGAAACGUGAAUAGCUAUUUAGUGGAAUGGAACCCUACACACUUAAGAGGAAUGGCAACAUGCCUAUCCGUUGUUGUCGCUCGAGGAUUCGGCUUUAUCAGCGUGCAACUAAUAGCCAGUUUACUGACUGACUACUGCACGCCGAUGAUCAGUGGAUAUGUACUACUAGUUAUUUCUGGAUUCGUAGUUUCGAUAUUCUUGCCGCCUGAAAGAAAACCUGUAUCACAAUCAGACGAAGAAAAACCAAUUGAUCAGUAAUUUUAAGCAUUAAGUCGACCCGAUGAAAAAAGUCCUGCUUAAUAGAAAUAUUAAGUUUAAUAUCUAUGUUAAUUAGUGUAAACAGAUAACCGUUAGUUAAUAGGUACUUGUAUUUUUUUCUUCAAAAUGUACUUCUUGGUCCUCCCGAUCCACAAACAGUGCUUUUAGAUACCCCAAGCACCGGUCAUCGUUCUCGUCGAACCCGUCACUUGCGACGAAGGGCUCAGCGAGUAAAUUAACCCACAGACACAGCCCACUGAAUUUCUCGCCGGGUGUUCUCAGUGUGGUAGAUUCUGUUAACCACUGCCCUUGCUAGGGUUUGUGUUAGCAACAACGUCAGGUUUGAGCCCCGUGAGCUCACUUACUAGCCCGGUCACGCUGAUAUGGUCUCUCUAGAUCAGUGAUUCUCAACCUUUUUUUUUGUUGCGGCACAUAUUUAACGAUUUCAAAAUUUGGCGGCACACAACAAAAAAGAUAAAAAAUAUUUACUUAAUACAACACACUGCAUAAAUAGUUUAUCAAAAAAUUUUAAUAUACGAAAUAAACUAAAAUAUACUAUAUUUUUUUUUUGUGGAUUUAAAUAUAUAUUCAUGUUUAAAAUAUUUUUCUUUUAAAAUGAUAUAAAUUAUUUGGCGGCACGCUUUUGAAAUUUGGCGGCACACAAUAGUGCCGCGGAACAGUGGUUGAGAAUCACUGCUCUAGAUCAUCAGCUUAUGUAGGAAAAAAAACUUCUAUGUUAAUGAUCAAGAGUAAAGUGCCACUAUAAAAUGAAACAAAAACCACAAAA